UGUAAACGUUUCCUAAUAGAAAUAUCGUGCAAAUUGUCAUUAUUAAACAAUUUCUUCUACUUUUAUUGUAAAAGUCACAAACAAUUAUGCAAUUAUAAUCAUUUAACCAAUAAAUUUGUAAAUUAUAAUACCAUGGCGGUUUUGUUGUUAAAAUCCAUGCUGUUUGCUUGUCAGUGGUCAAUAACAGCUAUUAAAUCAUAAAAUGGGUGCAAAUAUAUCACAAUUAGAGAGAGAUAUUGGCUCUGAUCAAUUUCCUCCUAAUGAACAUUAUUUUGGGCUAGUUAAUUUUGGAAAUACCUGUUAUAGUAAUUCUGUAUUACAAGCUUUGUAUUUUUGUCGACCAUUUAGAGAAAAAGUUCUAGAAUACAAAGCUAGAAAUAAGAGAACCAAGGAAACAUUAUUAACAUGUUUAGCAGAUUUGUUCUACAGUAUUGCAACUCAGAAAAAGAAAGUUGGAUCUAUAGCUCCAAAAAAAUUUAUUGCCAGAUUGAGAAAAGAGAAAGAGGAGUUUGAUAACUAUAUGCAACAAGAUGCACAUGAAUUUUUAAAUUUUUUGAUAAAUCACAUAAAUGAGAUUAUUUUAGCAGAGAGAAGUCAAAGCAAACCAGCAGGAGGAAAAUGUGGUGCAGGUGAUGCUGGUUCACCACCAGAGCCUACCUGGGUCCAUGAAAUAUUUCAAGGAAUUCUGACAUCAGAAACACGCUGCCUUAAUUGUGAGACUGUAUCUAGCAAAGAUGAGGAUUUCUUUGAUUUACAAGUUGAUGUAGAUCAGAAUACUUCAAUAACACACUGCCUCAGAUGUUUCUCAAAUACUGAGACACUUUGUAGUGAUAACAAAUUCAAAUGUGAUCAUUGUAGCAGUUAUCAAGAAGCUCAGAAACGAAUGAGAGUUAAAAAGUUACCAAUGAUACUAGCAUUGCAUCUAAAGAGAUUUAAAUACGUGGAGCAAUAUAAUCGUCACAUUAAGGUUUCUCACAGGGUAGUUUUUCCUUUAGAACUUCGACUCUUCAAUACUAGUGAUGAUGCAGUGAAUCCAGAUCGAUUAUAUGAUUUGGUAGCAGUUGUGAUACAUUGUGGAAGUGGGCCUAAUCGGGGACACUAUAUUUCUAUAGUUAAAAGUCACGGAUUUUGGUUACUCUUUGAUGAUGAUAUGGUUGAUAAAAUUGAUGCAUCUACAAUAGAAGACUUCUAUGGACUUACAUCAGAUAUUCAGAAAAGUUCUGAAACUGGUUAUAUCCUAUUCUAUCAAUCAAUCGAUUGUAAUUAA
Molecule: messenger RNA, 1267 nt
Organism: Eufriesea mexicana
Lineage: Eukaryota; Metazoa; Arthropoda; Insecta; Hymenoptera; Apidae
Gene: Usp12-46
Product: Ubiquitin-specific protease 12/46
Exons: 8
Coding region: 203-1267 (354 amino acids)
Biological process (GO): protein deubiquitination
Cellular component (GO): nucleus; cytosol
Molecular function (GO): cysteine-type deubiquitinase activity
Source: RefSeq, a predicted model, not a curated record